AUGGACCUCAGCUACUUCGGUCUCUUCAUCUACUCGGUCAUCGGUUAUCGUCGCGCGAAGGCAGAGGCCAAACGAGGCCAGUACGCACCGGCGCACAACCCAUUCGGGGGUUCCGUACCUGCUCAGCAAUCAUCUCCGUACAACAGCGCACCCGAAUACCAAAAUACCGCAUACCACUCGCAGACGCAACCUGCUGAGAUGAACAACCAGUAUCUUCCGCCAUACCAGAGCGGUGCUGCGACGGACUACUACCAGCAGCCGGUGAAGCCUGCUCAUAUCGUAUGA
Messenger RNA from Alternaria incomplexa, 285 nucleotides. RefSeq lists its product as uncharacterized. The coding region runs from base 1 to 285 and encodes 94 amino acids. Lineage: Eukaryota; Fungi; Ascomycota; Dothideomycetes; Pleosporales; Pleosporaceae. The transcript has 2 exons. The record is from RefSeq and is a predicted model, not a curated record.